Pseudomyrmex gracilis is the source of this 1286-nucleotide messenger RNA. RefSeq names its product sarcoplasmic calcium-binding protein 1 (gene Scp1). The record is from RefSeq and is a predicted model, not a curated record. The transcript is spliced from 5 exons. Lineage: Eukaryota; Metazoa; Arthropoda; Insecta; Hymenoptera; Formicidae. Gene Ontology annotation, molecular function: calcium ion binding. The coding region runs from base 260 to 841 and encodes 193 amino acids.
GAGGUAGGAUUUUGGCGGAGUUCAGUGCGAAACCACUGUUCUCCUCGAGCACUUUCUCCGUGUCGGAGCACCGUGUCUCCUGGUUUGCGUCUCAAUUAACAAAAACCAACGAAAAAAAAGAAAAGAAAGAGUUAUCGUCGAUCAAGAGGAACGCAGUGGUUCGAAACGACAUUUGGGUUUAUUUAUCGGUUCGACGCUUAUAAGAAUUUUUUUACGUGUCGGAAAGAGACGCAAAGAGGGUAUUAUAAUCACGAGAGAGAUGGCGUACAGCUGGGAUGAUCGCGUUAAUUUCAUAGUGAAGUUCCUGUACGAUAUAGAUAACAAUGGACAGUUAGACAAACAUGAUUUUGAAUGCAUGGCAUUGAGAAUGACGCUAAUCGAAGGCAAAGGUGAUUUUAAUUACAAUCGAUAUCAAGAAAAUCUUCACAUUAUGCAUUCUUUGUGGGAGGAAAUAGCUGACUUGGCAGAUUUUGACAAGGACGGUUUGGUAACAAUAGAAGAAUUCAAAAGAGCUGUACAAAAUAGUUGCGUCGGUCGUUCCUUCAACGAUUUUCCCCAGGCAAUGAAAAAGUUCAUCGAUAGUCACUUCAAGAUAAUCGAUAUAAAUGAGGAUGGCGUAAUUGGUGCCGAAGAAUUUCGAUACGACUGUAUUUCGAGGAUCGCUGUGGAUAACAUAGACAUUCUCGAUAAAGCUUAUCAAAAUCUUUUAAAUGAUGACGAUAGAAAGCGAGGUGGACUGACUUUGUCACGUUAUCAAGAAUUAUACGCUCAAUUUCUCGGUAAUCCCGACGAAAACUGUCCAGCAAUCUACCUGUUCGGGCCGAUAGGACAGAAAUCAUAACUUGAACAUCUGUUAUAUAUAUCGAAAUAACAAAACAAUCCCUCACAUUCUUAUAUAUAAAAGACGCACACACAAGGUGUUCUAUUUAGCUUAUCUAUAUCUUAAUUCUUGUUUCAAAUUAUUGUAAUUAUAACUAAUUAUGCUCUAAUUAUUGUAUUAUAACUUGAAUAAUUAUAUUAGCAAUAAGUUUAGCAAUAAGACUUUUAAAAACAAAGUUCUCAUAUUUAAAAUGCCAAAUAAUUGUGCAAGAUGUUACGAGUAAUUAUCUCUCAUCAAAUUUCAUUGACUUCACAAAUGUGUUGAAUAAUUAAAAUAGAAAAAAAAAAAAAAUAAUAAUAUUAACAAAUGAAAGAGUUAUCGAGAAAAAUUCACAAAUGUAUGUAAAAAUAUAAACCUAUGGGAUUGAGAUUCCUUACAAAAGAAAUAAAGCAAGAUAAUAUGACUA